CUUCUUCGGCAAACGUGGUUUUACAUAUUUACCUCUUCAAUUUCUAUUUCAUUUUGGUUCCUUUUCCAAUUUUCUCUGCUCCUCAAACAUAUUGCUGCAAAUCGCAACAAAGAUAAAAGAAGGAUAUAUUAAAAAGAGGUAGAAAAUGGGUGAGGUGGAACCUAGUUUGGAAGAAUUUUUGGAGGAGAAGAAGCGCGUUAGGAACCCUCUUGUCCCUGUUGGUGCACUUAUAACUGCUGGAGUGCUCACUGCUGGGUUAAUAAGUUUUAGACUAGGUAAUUCUCGCUUGGGUCAGGUGCUAAUGAGAGCUAGGGUGGUAGUUCAAGGGGCUACAGUUGGACUUAUGGUUGGCACUGCAUACUACUAUGGGGAUAAUCCCUGGAAAUCGAGAUAGACUCUGUGGACUACUCAGUGUCUUGUAGUUAUCAUAAUGGCCAUAUAACUAAUCGCAGGACCGUGUGUCAUUGCCAGUAACAUUUGAGUACUAUUUUUUAUCGCUUUACAUGAUCCAAAUUUUCUUAGUUGCAACCAUUAUUUUUAUUUUGAUAAGCAUAUUUUGUACUCAUAUGUUCGACAAAAGCAUCAUACCAAGAAAACAAAUACCCCCAGAUAAUACAUUUUGGGAAUAAAUUGAAUGUGCUGGUUGCACCAUUCUUUCUA
Theobroma umbraticum is the source of this 660-nucleotide messenger RNA. Its product is annotated as RING-H2 finger protein ATL48-like. NCBI's taxonomy places the organism in Eukaryota, Viridiplantae, Streptophyta, Magnoliopsida, Malvales, Malvaceae. The record is from RefSeq and is a predicted model, not a curated record.